AUGGCUGCCACCGCCGCCGCAACGAUAGCUGGCACGGCUGCUGUUGCGGCCUAUAUCGAUGCCAAGUACCACAUCCGCGCCGACCUCAAAAAGGGCAGCCUUGACAAUGCCGCCGCCGCAGCCCAGAAAUUCAUCGCCGAGCGGCAAGCAUCGAACAAGUUGAUGAUGUACCAUGUGAUAGAGUACUGGGCGAAACAGGACAUCCCAGACCAUAUAUUUCUAGAGUAUCAAGGCAGGAGAUGGACGUACAAGGAAUUCUACCAAGACGUGCAGAGAGUGGGCAAUUGGCUUUUGAAAGAUUUGGGCGUACAACGGCAUGAGAUGGUUGCACUUAGUGGACCUAAUAGCGCGGAGUAUUUGCUGCUGCAGUUUGCGGUGGAUGCGGUUGGGGCUUGUCAGAGCUUUAUCAAUCAUAACUUGACUGGGAAUGCGUUGAGUCAUUCGGUGAAGCUCUGUGAGCCUCGCUACAUCCUCGCCGAUAAAGAGACCUUGGAACGACUAGAACCCUGCAGAGCAGAACUGGAACAGAACGGAAUCAAGAUCAGCUAUUACGAUGAAUCACUACUCGCACCUCUAACAGACACCACACCUCUCUCCCCAAAACUCACCGAAGGCUACCAAGCAACGGAUACCAGAUGCCUCAUCUACACAUCCGGCACCACAGGCCUGCCCAAAGGCGUCAUGAUGCUCACUGGUCGAUACGUGAACACCGCGAAGGCUAUGGCCGAAUACCUCCAACUGAAACGAUCCGAUCGAUUCUACACAUGCUUACCCUUAUACCACGGCGCUGCACAGGGACUUUGCACAACACCGGUGAUCUGGGCUGGUGCAUCCAUGCGGUUAGGAAGGAAGUUCAGUCACAAGACUUUUUGGCCCGAGGUUUCUCAGAGCGGAGCCACGCAUUUGCAGUAUGUCGGGGAGCUGUGUAGAUAUCUGGUCAACGCACCGCCUCAUCCGCUGGAGAGGAAACAUAACCUGAAGAUGGCGUGGGGUAAUGGCAUGCGGCCGGAUGUGUGGGAAAAGUUCCGCGAACGCUUCAACAUCCCCAUAAUCAACGAACUCUACGCCGCGACCGACGGCCUCGGCGCAACCUUCAACAAAAACCACGGCCCCUUCAGCCGCAACGCCAUAGGAAUCCGGGGCUUGCUCUGGAACCGCCAGCUCGGCAGCCGCGAAGUCCACGCGCGCAUCGACCCCGACACCGAAGAAAUCGUCAAAGACCCCACGACCGGCUUCGUCGUCCGCUGCGCCCCCAACGAACCCGGCGAAGUCAUCCACAAAGUCGACCCGGCUCUCAAAGAGCAGGUCUUUAAGGGGUACUACAAGAACCCCUCCGCGUCGGAGAAGAGGUGGAUGCGGGAUGUAUUCGAAAAAGGGGAUCUAUGGUUCCGGUCCGGGGACGUCCACCGCACGGAUCUGGACGGGAGGGUCUUCUUCGUGGACCGUCUAGGCGAUACGUUCCGCUGGAAGAGCGAGAAUGUCUCCACGAACGAAGUCGCGGAUGUCCUAGGACAAUUCCCCCAAAUCGCCGAGGCGAACGUCUACGGCGUGGCGGUGCCCAACGCCGACGGACGAUGCGGGUGCGCGACCGUCGUGCUGAAGGAAGGUCUCUCCCCGGAAUCUCUCGACUGCGAAGGGUUAGGCAGGUUUGUGUUGGAGAGAUUGCCGCGGUAUUCGGUGCCGUAUUUUCUGAGGGUCGCGCCGCAGUUGAGUUACACGGGGACGUUUAAGAUUCAAAAGGGGCAGGCGAAGAGGGAGGGCGUGGAUCUGGGGUUGAUUGAGGGGAGUGGGAGUAAGGAUUUGGUGUUUUGGUUGCCGCCGGGGGAGUCGAGGUAUAGGAGGUAUGGGAAGGGGGAUUGGGAGGCGCUGAAGAGUGGGGCGGUGAAGAUGUGA
This is a messenger RNA of Zasmidium cellare ATCC 36951, 1893 nucleotides long. RefSeq lists its product as uncharacterized. Gene Ontology annotation, molecular function: long-chain fatty acid transmembrane transporter activity; long-chain fatty acid-CoA ligase activity. The coding region runs from base 1 to 1893 and encodes 630 amino acids. Lineage: Eukaryota; Fungi; Ascomycota; Dothideomycetes; Mycosphaerellales; Mycosphaerellaceae. The record is from RefSeq and is a predicted model, not a curated record. The transcript has 4 exons.